Symbiodinium natans is the source of this 1014-nucleotide messenger RNA. Lineage: Eukaryota; Dinophyceae; Suessiales; Symbiodiniaceae. The record is from the annotation of a GenBank genome assembly.
AUGAUAGGCAUAGCAGAGUUGCUGGACCAGCAGAGGCUUCAAGAGGCCAAGGUGCCCGAGGCCUCUGAGAAGGUCACCGUGGUCACCCAGAAGCCGGCAAAGCCAGCAGAUCGCCGUGCGCUGGGGCCUCUGCAUGAGCCGGUGGAGCCGGUGGAGCCUGCGGAGCCUGCGGAGUUGGGCGACUUGGGCCACUUGUGCCACUUGGGGGCCAGCUCACCCGACCUUUCAAGAGCCUUGUCCAAAGAAAGACGCAAAGAUCUGGCACUGUCGCCUUCCCACCGCAGGACGCUGCACUCGAUGCAUGCGCAGGCCGCGCAGGUCUCAAGGCAGACUCUCUCGCAAGCGCCAAAACCUGCACCCAAAGCUGCAGCCAGUGCCAGGAUGUCGCCAACGCGCUUUGCGUGUGGAUCGGCUGUGGUGCCCGUUGCCAGGGCAACACUAGCCACGCCAUUGGCUGGUGGCGCCAGGGCAGCACCAGCCCCACCGUUGGCCCUGGUCUCCCCAAUCCUGGGAAACAGGAGUCUGGAGUCGACUUCCGAUAGGCCCUCAGAAGUGGCGAGGGCGUCCCUCGUUGCGGCUUUUCUGUCGCCUCCUUGUGCCUACAGGAACACACUGGCAGAUCUGCCGAAGCGUGUGCACAGGCCCACCCCGUUGCCCAACGAUGUCGGAGCAUAUUCUUGGCAGCCUGGAAUUGCUGAGGGCUUUGGGGACAUUGUGAGACUGGCGGACGAACCUGCGCGAGAUCCGUUCAGCACUGCCAGGGAGCAGCAGCCCAGUUCGCCGCUGGUGACCAAAGGGAGGGCUCCGCCGCAGCCCAGCCUGGGGUGCUCUAUUGCAAUGCCAUUGCUAUGCCGUCCAGUGCCGUGCGCAUCUGUGCGCAUCUGUGUGCAUCGGUGCGCUCUACUCCUUCGCCCCAUAUCGAUCGCUAUCUCCCUCCCUCUCUCUCUCUCUCUCGCUGUCUCUCUUUCUCUCUCUCUCUCCCUCGCUUUCUUGCGCCCGAGAGGCAUGAGUUGA